UGUGUAUCAAAAAAUAAUGGGGAAGUUAAACGUGGUGAUGCUGAGAUAUUUAUCUCGAGAUGACUUCCGGGUCCUCACUGCUGUUGAGAUGGGGAUGAAGAACCAUGAGAUAGUCCCAGUCAGCCUCCUGUCAUCCAUCGCCAGCCUCAGACACGGUGGCUGCAACAAGAUCCUCAGAGAACUGGUGAAACACAAACUUGUGGUAUAUGAACGUACAAAAACUGUGCAGGGCUACAGGUUGAACUACGGAGGAUAUGACUACCUGGCUCUGAAAACGUUGUGCUCCAGAGAAGUCAUAUUGUCAGUUGGCAACCAGAUGGGUGUGGGCAAGGAGUCGGAUAUAUAUAUAGUUGCCAGUCCAAAUGAGGAGCAGUAYGCUCUGAAGCUACACAGGCUGGGUCGUACCUCCUUCAGGAACCUAAAAAAUAAGAGGGAUUACCACAAACACAGAAAGAACAUGUCCUGGCUUUACCUCUCACGCCUCUCUGCCAUGAAGGAGUUUGCUUACAUGAAGGCUCUGUAUGAUCGAGGCUUUCCUGUUCCCAAACCUGUGGACUAUAACAGACACGCUGUAGUGAUGGAGCUCAUCAAUGGAUAUCCUCUGUGUCAGGUUCAUGAGUUGCAGGAUCCAGCUGCUCUGUACAGUGAGUUCAUGGACCUCAUUGUCAAGCUGGCCAACCACGGCCUGAUUCAUGGAGACUUUAACGAGUUCAACCUGAUGCUGGAUGACCAGGACCACAUAACUAUGAUUGAUUUUCCUCAGAUGGUGUCUACAUCACACCCUAAUGCUGAAUGGUACUUUGACCGAGAUGUGAAGUGCAUCAGAGAUUUUUUUGCAAGGAGAUUUAAUUACGAAAGUGAGCUCUUUCCAACUUUCAAAGACAUCAGGCGCUCUUAUUCUCUAGACAUCGAUGUGUCAGCCAGUGGAUUCACAAAAGAGCUAAAGACAGAUGUUGCAUUACUAGACCCAGCUGGACCUGAGCAAGAAAAUGAUGAAGAGGAAGAUGACGGAGAGGCUACAGACGAGGAGGCAGAAAGUGUCSAGGACAGUCUGGACAUAGAGGAAUAUAACCAAGUAAUGCUGGAACUGGAGGGAUUGAAAGUCAGUGAAUCCUCUGCAAAGGUACAAGAUCGGGAGGAGGAAAUCAGUAAUGAAACACAAGAAGUAACUGAGGCGACGUCCACUGCUGAAGCCCAGGACGAAACCGGGACGGGGUUUGAGGAAGAGUUGAAGGAAGAAGAGGACGAGUGCCCAGAGCUGACAGACCUUUCCGCUUCCAACAAGGAGUUUAAACCUUUCAGAGACUCGGACAGUCUUCAGCAGAUUGCAGAACAUAGAAGAAGAAGAACAGACAGCGAAGCCACAAUGGGCAGCAUCGGGAGCUGCUCCACCAUACCAGUUGAGGUCGUUCGUCAGAAAGUGCGCCGGCAGCUCAGCAAAGAGCAGAAGUCAGCACAGAGGAGGCGUCUGCAGAAAGGAGAGGCCAACUUGGUGACCAAAUCCAGAAGAGAGAACCGAACCACCAUCAAGUCCAGCAUUGAGAGCGCCUCCUUCUGGGAAUAAGUUGUAACGUCGGGUGGACUAUUGAUGGACAAAGAAUUMAUGUCAACAAGCUUUUGAUUCAUCUCCUGUGAAUAAUUUAACUACAUCAUGGAUGGGAAAAAAAACUAUCAGGAGAAUCACUGACACUAAUCUGUUUCCCACUGUUGUGGAGAAAUCAAAGAGGACUGACAAAAGUAAUUCACCUGAUUGUAUUUCUACUUUUUUCUGUUGAAACAUACCCUCCAUGAAACUUGUGGUCUGUUUUAUAAAAAGUCCAGUUAAAUUAUUGACCACUUAUUAUAUUAAAGGGGUGUUAUUUACAGUGUAGUCAAACU
Austrofundulus limnaeus is the source of this 1878-nucleotide messenger RNA. It is a transcript of the gene riok2, whose product is annotated as RIO kinase 2 (yeast). Lineage: Eukaryota; Metazoa; Chordata; Actinopteri; Cyprinodontiformes; Rivulidae. Gene Ontology annotation, cellular component: nucleus; preribosome, small subunit precursor; cytosol. Gene Ontology annotation, molecular function: protein serine/threonine kinase activity; ATP binding. Gene Ontology annotation, biological process: maturation of SSU-rRNA; protein phosphorylation. The record is from RefSeq and is a predicted model, not a curated record.